GAAAAGAAGAAAAAGGAAGAGGAGGCCACACAGCUAGAAGCACAGAAAAAACAGAAGGCUGAAGAGAAGGCCAAGGAGGAAAAGAUAAAAAAAGAACAGGAAACAGCAGAAAAGAAGAAAAAGGAAGAGGCCGCAAAGCUAGAAGCACAGAAAAAACAAGAGGCUGACGAGAAAGCCAAGAUCGAGGAGGAAAAUCUAAAAAAAGAAAAGGAAGCAGCUGAAAAGAAGAAAAAGGAAGAGGAGGCCGCUCAGCUAGAAGCACAGAAAAAACAGAAGGCCGAGGAUGAGGCCAAGGCCGAAGAAGAGAGGCUAAAGAAAGAGCGGGAAGCAACAGAAAAAAGGAAAAAGGAAGAAGAGGCCGCAAAGGUAGAAGCACAGAAAAAACAAGAGGCUGACGAGAAGACCAAGAUCGAGGAGGAAAGUCUAAAGAAAGAAAAGGAAGCAGCAGAAAAGAAGAAAAAAGAAGAGGAAGCCACAAAGCUAGAAGCAAAGAAGAAGCAGGAGACAGAGGAGAAAGCCAAGGCCGAUGGGGAAAAGCAAAGGAAAGAACUGGAAGCAGCUGAAAAGACGAAAAGGGAGGAGGAGGCUGCGAAGUUAGAAGCACAAAAGAAAGAAAGGGCGGAAGAGAAGGCCAAGGAAUCGAAGCUAAAGAAAGGAAAGGACGCAGCUGACAAGAAACAAGAUGAGGCGACUCAAUUGGAUGCACGAAAGAAAAAGAAGUCCGAAGAUGAGGCCAAGGCUGAGGAGGAAAAGCUUAAGAUACAAAAGGAAGCAACAGACAAGAAAACGCCGCAGAAAGAGGACGCUGGGAAACUGGAGGCUCAAAAGAAGGCAGUAGAAGAGUCGUCUUCUUUGGAGUCUCAUAGAAAGAGGGCUACAGAUAUUCAAGCAAACAUUGAUGGAUUAGAUACUCAGAGUGCACUGAAAAGAAGUCUUGGUGAAACUUCGGUUGCUGCAUGUGAUUACGGGAACAGAGCGCAACGCGACGUUAGGGCUGCAAUGGAAGAAGACAUAGCACGCAGAGUUGACUUCACUUCCAACAUGCUACAAAGAAGCCGCAAGAACCUGGAAGAAGACAGUGAGCGCCGUUCGUCUGCCCGAUACGAAGAGGAUGCAGCCAGAAGGCGAAAACAGCGCCAAGAAGACGCAGAAAAGUUCCGUAGGGAUAUGGAUCAACUAGAGGAACGGCAAAAACGCAUUCAAGAGGACAAAAAACGUGUUGAUGAGCUUUCAAGCAGGUUAAUGAAGGAGGAAGCUGAUCGUAGAAGUCAACAUGCUUGGGGCAUAAGUGACGACAGCACCGUAGGCAAACUAAGGGCAUCUAUUAGUACAUCACUCUCCACCCCAAGAUAUACAAUGACCAGAACCAGAACUACUGAUACUAUUUCGAGCUUGAGAUCGAGCACAGACGAGUUCGAUGUUGGCCGCGGUAGGAGUAGAUCCUCCUCGUCCUACCUGUACCGGCCACCGCGCGACGAUAUGCCGUACGGCAAGGGGCGCAGCAAAACCCCGGACUAUUACAGCUUCACACCGAUUCGACGACCAGAUAUCGGCUCAUCCUACCUCGGGCUCAGCAGAUCAACGUGGUCGUCUACAUCCGCGCUAGACCGCCGGGGCAGGAGCACUGAGCGGGCGCUAGAAGACCUAAGGCUUGGCACAGCGCACCUGUACGAGGAAGGCCGACGACUAGCGAGGUCCGUCACGCCAUCUCCGUUACGAGGAGGGUUGAGCGAUCGCUGGAGGACCAGCACCUCGUACUUGUACGAGGAGAGUCGCACCCUAGCCAGGUCUGUGACCCCAUCUCCGAUGCGCGGCGGCAGGAGUUCGUCAGCGACGACUGGGCGUUACUCCCGACUCAGCUACGAGGACCUCCACACGGCUGAUUCAUACGGCUACGAGAGGCGGUCCAGGGCAAUGGAGCGACGACUUCGACCCACAUUCUGCGCGCGCUUGUCGGAUCGGGCCGUUUCGAAGGGAACGCGAGUCCGACUGGCCUGCAGCGUACUCGGUGCGCCUGACCUAAGAGUUACGUGGUGCAAGGACGGCUUCCCCCUGUUCUCGCAACCUAACGUGGUUACCAAAGAGGUAGACGGCUUGUGCACUUUAGAGAUUCCCACCGUCGAAGUAUCUGACUCAGGGGUUUACUCGUGUUCGGUGCGGGAUAAGAACGGCGAGGCCACAACCAGCUGCACACUCACCGUGUUCGGUGACAGCAGCCCAGCACCCCGGCCACCCAUGUUUAUACGGCAGAUAUCAGAGUGGUACCGUCCGUCAGUGGAUGAGCUAACGCUCGAGACUCGCGUGAGCGCCCACCCUAUGCCACGAGUAACGUGGCUGCUCAAUGGGUCACCACUCCGCGUGUCGGACCGCUACGAACAGCAACAGCUCUCUGACGGUACCUGCAGGCUCAUAAUACGUGGACCUGAUCCGGCCUCGGACAGUGGCCGCUACACGUGCAGGGCCGCCAAUCUCGUAUCCACAGACCACGUGGCACACACCAUCAAUUAUACAGGUAAAGAUAAGUAUGAAAGUCAGACGCGAUCUCCUGUGCCUGGCUCGUCAACAUACAUCCGGGACAACCGACUGCCCAGGUUCGCCAGUUCACUGGUCGACAGUCAAGUGCCCGUAGGCGGUACACUUGCUCUCCAGGUGCAGGUGACGGGUUACCCACGACCGCGUCUAGAGUGGCUUCUCGGAAGCGAUCCACUGCCAAGAAGUUCGCCUCGAUACAGAUUACUCGAGGACGGGUCCGUUCACACACUGAUGGUGUCUGGAGCAACCGCAAAGGACGCUGGACAGUACACGGUUCGGGCGGUCAACCCCCACGGAUCAGCGGAUACCUCGGCCAAGGUGGACGUCGUCACGCACGGCAGCGGGGGCGCCCACGGCGACCCGGCCAUCUUCCUAUCCCGACCAGACACCCUCAUCACCGUGGCCCACGGUGAAGACAUCACCGUGUCCUUCCGCCUGGCAGGGGAUCCGAAGCCUAAGGGUGAGUAAGGAGGGACGCCCUGU
Frankliniella occidentalis (western flower thrips) is the source of this 3015-nucleotide messenger RNA. Its product is annotated as muscle M-line assembly protein unc-89. The annotation marks the transcript as partial. The transcript has 7 exons. The record is from RefSeq and is a predicted model, not a curated record. NCBI's taxonomy places the organism in Eukaryota, Metazoa, Arthropoda, Insecta, Thysanoptera, Thripidae.